Pteronotus mesoamericanus is the source of this 3301-nucleotide messenger RNA. It is a transcript of the gene UTP15, whose product is annotated as UTP15 small subunit processome component. Gene Ontology annotation, molecular function: protein binding. The record is from RefSeq and is a predicted model, not a curated record. Gene Ontology annotation, cellular component: nucleolus. Lineage: Eukaryota; Metazoa; Chordata; Mammalia; Chiroptera; Mormoopidae. The coding region runs from base 245 to 1798 and encodes 517 amino acids. Gene Ontology annotation, biological process: rRNA processing; positive regulation of transcription by RNA polymerase I. The transcript has 13 exons.
ACGGGCCCGGCCUUUCUAGUUCUGUGUCUCGGCGAUUCUCUUGCGGGUUGCAUGUGGUUUUCUUCAAGUGAUUCUGGAUAGUCCCGGGAGAGGACUGGCGAAAUCCAAGAAAUUCUCCUUGGAGCCCGGGUGCCUCCGCGGACCCUCGGGGCCCAUCGGAGAAAUAAGGCAGAGUCACUAUAAUCAUUUCUAACACCAGUUUCAAACUACUUACUUUUGGAUAAGAGUCCAAUCAUAUGAAAUUAUGGCUGGUUAUAAGCCUGUAGCUAUUCAGACAUAUCCUAUACUUGGUGAAAAAAUCACCCAAGAUACACUGUACUGGAAUAACUAUAAGACUCCUGUUCAGAUCAAGGAGUUUGGUGCAGUGUCAAAAGUAGACUUUUCUCCACAGCCUCCAUAUAAUUAUGCUGUCACAGCUUCUUCAAGGAUUCACAUUUAUGGCCGAUACUCCCAGGAACCUAUAAAAACCUUUUCCCGAUUUAAAGACACAGCAUACUGUGCUACUUUUCGACAGGAUGGUAGAUUACUUGUGGCGGGCAGUGAAGAUGGUGGAGUUCAGCUUUUUGACAUAACUGGGAGGGCUCCCCUCAGGCAGUUUGAAGGCCAUACUAAAGCAGUUCAUACAGUAGAUUUUACAGCUGACAAAUAUCAUGUGGUCUCUGGGGCUGAUGAUUAUACAGUUAAAUUAUGGGAUAUUCCAAACUCCAAAGAAAUUCUGACAUUGAAAGAACAUUCUGAUUAUGUGAGGUGUGGAUGUGCUAGCAAACUGAACCCAGAUCUCUUUGUAACAGGGUCCUACGAUCACACUGUGAAGAUGUUUGAUACGCGAACAAACAAGAGUGUUAUCUCUGUUGAGCAUGGGCAGCCAGUGGAGAGUGUCCUGCUUUUUCCCUCUGGAGGUCUUCUGGUAUCAGCAGGAGGUCGUUAUGUUAAAGUCUGGGACAUGCUAAAAGGAGGACAAUUGCUAGUAUCUUUGAAGAAUCAUCAUAAAACUGUGACAUGUUUAUAUCUGAGCAGCUCCGGGCAGAGGUUACUCUCUGGUUCAUUGGAUAGGAAGGUGAAAGUAUAUAGCACAACUUCCUACAAAGUAGUCCACAGUUUUGAUUAUGCAGCUUCAAUUUUGAGUCUUGCCCUUGCACAUGAAGAUGAGACAAUUGUUGUAGGAAUGACCAAUGGAAUACUGAGUGUUAAACAUCGGAAAUCUGAACCAAAGAAGGAUUCUCUUCCCAGAAGAAGAAGGCCUGCGUAUCGAACUUUUAUUAAAGGGAAAAAUUACAUGAAGCAACGGGAUGACAUUUUGAUUAAUAGGCCGACAAAAAAACACUUAGAAUUGUAUGACAGGGAUCUGAAAAAUUUCCGGAUCUCCAAAGCACUUGACAGAGUUCUUGAGCCCACUUGUACAAUAAAGACACCUGAGAUUACAGUGUCCAUCAUAAAGGAGCUAAAUCGAAGAGGAGUCCUUGCAAAUGCCCUUGCCGGUCGGGAUGAAAAAGAAAUCAGUCGUGUCCUUAAUUUUUUGAUAAGGAAUCUCUCCCAGCCAAGAUUUGCUUCUGUUUUGAUCAAUGCUGCUGAAAUAAUUAUUGAUAUAUAUUUGCCUGUGAUCGGUCAGUCACCUGUAGUUGAUAAAAAGUUUCUGUUACUUCAAGGACUUGUAGAAAAAGAGAUUGAUUAUCAAAAAGAACUACUAGAAACCUUGGGGAUGAUGGAUAUGCUUUUUGCUACCAUGACAAGGAAAGAAAGCACUUCUAUGUUACAGCGUACAUCUGAACUUCCAGAGAACAAGAAAGUAGACUCAUAGUGCUUGCUUCAUAAGACACAUAAGAAUUACUAACUUGAGGUAGAUUUGAUUCUGUUAACUGUAUGAAAGAGAAGCUCUUUGACACAUUUUAAAAAGUUACUUACAGAAGCAAUCUUUGGAAGAAACUGGAUACCUAUAAUUGGAAAGAAAAUAAGUAGCUGUUUUAUGACAUGUUUUCCCAUGUAAUAGUUGGAAUUAUUUCACGGCAUUUUUGGCUAGAAGACCUUAAUUGUCUUGGUCAUAGUGCAUGUCCACCUUGGACAAGUUGAUGUUAGUUUUAAUACAGCUAAGUUCUGUAUCAGCAUUUGGGUAGGCAUUCAAAGCUGGAGAGAGAGAUUCAACUGGGAAUCCUGCCAAAGGAACAGGCCUUUAUUUUUUAAUCUUCUUCUGCCCGGUGGAAAACAGAACAAAUGGCAACACAAAGUCUCUAAUCAGUGCUCCUGGGAUUUCCAGAGGCCAGCUGAGCUCCCCGCCCCUCUCCUGGACAUCAUCCCUUAUCCUGGGUCACAUGUUCUGCCUCUGCUGGUAACAGGACUACAGCUGUUCUACGUGUGGCAAGUCACUGGCCCACUCUGAGUAACUGGUGCCAGUUAGACAUGUGUUCAGGAGAGUGAUGAGGCAGAUUUGAUGCUUAAAUAUUGUGCUCGCCACCCAGGUUUUCUUUUUAUUUCUUUGAUCUUGACUACCAUUAUCAGAACAAGGUCUAUACGUAGUCCUUAUUGGACCACGCUGUUGUUUUCUUUUUUCCUUCCUCUUGAUAGGCAGUCUUUCUACCAAUGAAAAUUUGCCAUUUCUCUUGUAAGAAAUAGCCUUUCAGCCUUUUAUACAUAUAUUUGGAACUUAUAUGUAGCUACCUACCUCUCUCGAGACCAUUUUCUCUGACCUGUAUUUAGACUUUUUUCCUUUACACAGUCAUCUUGUGUUUCAGAAUCCCAAGCCUGAGUAGCUGGCUUUGGGGAAAAAGCUGUAUUUUUUAAAAAGUUCAGUAUAAAUUACAUUUUUUAAUGAGAUUCCUCUUUCUUUGUUUUCUGAGAUGUACCCAUUCCUGUUGGCUGUUUUCACACUUGCUACCUCUCUCACCUUCCCCCAAUUCCUGUCCCACCCCAAGUAGUUAAUUAUCUGUAAGGAAAUACACCUUGGGCUAUAAAAACCUUAAGUUAAAGGAAGUUUUUGUAAUGGGAAUCUCCUCUUAAGACUUUAGUUCUGUGAAUUCUGAUUUCUUUUUUUUAAGUAGAAAAAAAAUAUUUCUGUGUCUGGUAAGGACAUAGGCUCAAAAAAGGGGUCUAGGUUCCCUUUCAUGAAUUGAUUCAAGCAGCCAUACAAUACAAUGGCUUGUAAGAAACCAGGAGUUUGCUUCCUCAUGUAAUUACGAGAUUAGCCAUGCUCAUAAAUUGUUCAUGUUGAGAAGGGUUAAUUUAUAUAAAUAAAUUUUGUAUUUAAAAGUUUUUAAAAAUUGAACUUCUUAAGUAUGUAUACUAAUAAAAAUGAGAAGUUAAUUCUAUC